This is a messenger RNA of Brienomyrus brachyistius, 2389 nucleotides long. Its product is annotated as glucuronokinase with putative uridyl pyrophosphorylase. Gene Ontology annotation, biological process: biosynthetic process. The record is from RefSeq and is a predicted model, not a curated record. The transcript is spliced from 23 exons. Lineage: Eukaryota; Metazoa; Chordata; Actinopteri; Osteoglossiformes; Mormyridae. The coding region runs from base 151 to 2025 and encodes 624 amino acids. Gene Ontology annotation, molecular function: glucuronokinase activity; ATP binding.
GUAACAUUAGGCGACCUGCUCCUUUAAGGCGAGGCGAGCACGCCUCUCGCCUGCGAGGACAGUACAAUGUUCAAGGUACGUCCGAGUCGGGCGCUAUGUUUCCCGAUGCCGGAAUCUUGUAGUCUAGGUUUAUAUUAAAAGGGAAAAGCAAUGAUCUGCAUCCUGCUGGUCGCCGGCCACGGCACGAUCCUUGAAACCCAGAUCAAGAAUGAUACCAGUGGACUCUAUGGCCACCUGACUGGGGUUCCGAAGGCUCUGCUGCCAGGGAUUGGAGGGAGAAAGAUCCUGGACUUCUGGUGGGAGACUGUAAACAUGCGGCAGUUAUUCAGUGAGGUCUAUCUGGUCACAAACGCAGAUAAGUACAAACACUUCGAACGCUGGGCCACUGCCAACGGCUUCCCUGCAGAGAACGUGGUGAACGAUGGUAGCACCACGCCGGAGGACUGCCUGGGCGCCGUGGCCGACCUGGAGCUGGUCAUCCGAAGCCGGAGGCUGCAGGAUGAUGUCAUGGUGAUUGCUGGGGACAUGCUCUGCUCUGACCAGAACUUUGACAUCGCCCAAGUGCUUCGCUUCUUUAGAUCCAAGCCUGGAGAUCUGGCCAUAUAUUAUGUGCUGGAGGAGGGUGAGCAGAGCUGCUCCAGGGGCAUAGUUGAAGUUUGCCCUGACACUCACAGGAUCACACGCUUCCUGGAGAAGCCUGAAGAGGGCCUCACGGCCUCCCGCCUGGCCAGCGUGGUGUUCUACUGCCUGCGCCGAGCCACACUCCCUCGGCUGUCCCAGUUCCUGGCCUUGCAGUCGUCUGCUUGGGAUCGCGCCCUGGGCAGGUUCUGGGAGUGGCUCAUUAAUGACGAGAAACUUCCUGUGUUUGGGAUGAAGUUACCAACCGGCUUUCAGCUCAUUGGGCAAGUGGGUCUGUCAGACUACAUCCAGUGGCUGUCAUGCUACACCGCCAAGCAGGAGGGCACCUCAGGGAAACCCAUAAGCUGCCGCACGUAUGCCAGAGUGGGUCUGAUGGGAAACCCCUCAGAUGGCUUCCACGGUAAGACCAUCUCCAUGAGCAUCUCCAACUUCUGGGCUGAGGUCAGCAUGACAGAGAGCCAGACCCUGGUGCUUUUGCCUCAUCCCUUAAAUGAUCCCACAGAGUUUGGGAACCUGCAAGACCUCCACUCCAUCAGCCAGAAGGAAGGGUAUUUGGGAGGACUAAGGCUGCUGCAGGCCACAUGUAAGAAGUUCUACCAGUUCUGCUCUGAGAAAGGCAUUGCUCUUUCCAAGAAGAACUUCACCCUGAAGUACGACACUAACAUCCCCCGACAGGUGGGUCUGGCUGGCAGCAGUGCCAUAGUAUCUGCAACUCUGAAGUGCCUGAUGAAAUUCUACAACAUCACAGACCAUCAGGACAUGCCGAAACCUGUGCAGGCCAGCUUCAUCCUGAACGUCGAGACGGAGGAGCUGUUCAUCACAGCGGGACUGCAGGACCGAGUGGUGCAGGUGUACGAAGGCCUGGUGUACAUGGACUUCAGCAAGGACCUUAUGGACGAACAGGGCUACGGGGAGUACAUCCCAAUGGACAUGACAGACCUUCCCCAGUUCUGGUUGGCCUACCUCUGCGACCCCAGUGAUUCUGGGCGGAUCCAUAGCAACGUGCGUCAGCGCUGGCUAAACGGAGACGCCACUGUGGUCCAGGCCAUGAAUUCAUUUGCGGAGUUGACUGAUCAGGCCAGGUCAGUUUUCGAGUGCAAAGACUGGUCCGGUCUGGCUCAGCUCAUGGAUCAGAACUUCGAGCUCAGAAGGUCUGUGUACACUGAUGACAGUCUGGGUCCUGGGAACCUAAAGAUGGUGCAGAUCGCGAGACAGUUUGGCUCUGCAGUGAAGUUGCCUGGCAGUGGAGGUGCUGUUGUGGGACUUUGUUUGAACUCUGACAGACUGAUGGCGAUGAAACAGGCUUUUCAAGAGGCAGGCUGUGUCUUCUGCAUUAUUGUGCCAUAUGACCCAUCUUCUGCAAGUGUGCCUUUCACAGGACCCUGAUCUUGCCCCUUGAUACCUACCCCAUAAUAUACUACAUGAAGUCUAUGACAUGUGUAUUUGCAGUAUAGCAUUUGCAUGUAAAACGAAUGCAUGUCUGUUGCUGUAAUAUGCAAGUGCAAUUCGGAUACUGGAAGAAAACAGGGUCUAAGCUGUUGUGUGUUUUUCUCUAUCCUCAACUGUAUUAGUUACUAUGAACAUUUGGUCUUUAAUAUCUAAUACAGUCAUGGUUUUUACUAUGUUUUACAAAAUGUCGAUGUUUCUAGGAUUUUAUGGAAAGUUUUUACAUGGCACAAAAGAGGCAACAUUUUUUUAAGCAUAUAAUUGCAUCAUUGUAUUUGAACUGAAAUAAAUAACCAUAAUUACA